CUUCCCUUCCACCCACCUAAUUAUAGAUGGGCCUACUGCCCACAGUUGCAUAAUAGAAACAUACUCUGUGUGUGAAACAUACAUUUUCAUACGAAGCCCUGCCUCUCGCACUUUAAGACACAGCCCGCAGCGGCAGGACGAGAUGCUGAGCAUUGACGUCAGCGCAAGGGCAGCGCUCGAGACGAUUUGAGACGGAGUGAAUGCGCGAGCACUGCAGACACGCACAUACGCAGGAACGGCGGUCCGGAGCAUCCCUCUCUCCUAAUCGACAAAUCCGGACAAAAUCGCCGCUCGACAAAGCGCUUAACUCAACAAAAGUGAACGACGGGGACAGAAAAAGAAAACAGAAAAUAGUUUCUGCCCAAAGCGAAGUGUCAAAAUAAGAAGGCACAGAAGCAGACAGUGCACGCGUUGUAUUUGUUUUCCGAGUGAGGGCGCAGAAUACACGCACCACGCGCCGUUUUCUGGUCAUGGCUCAGUAGAGUCCUUCUCCUCUCCUGCUCCCCCCUUCCUCCCCCUCUCCUACCCCAGCCCCCCCCCCCCCCGCCUUUUUGGCUUAUAAACCCCCUCCGGCAGCCUCCCCGACCCGGCGGUAGAGAUCAUGGCGGCGUCCAAGAGCGGGUACGAGGGGAAGAUGGCGGGCCUGUACGACCUGGACCGCACGCUGGGCAAGGGCCACUUCGCCGUGGUCAAGCUGGCGCGCCACGUCUUCACCGGCCAGCUGGUGGCCGUCAAGGUGAUCGACAAGACCAAGCUGGACGCCGUGGCGACGGGCCACCUGCUCCAGGAGGUGCGCUGCAUGAAGCUGGUGCAGCACCCCAACGUGGUGCGGCUCUACGAGGUCAUCGACACGCAGACGCGCCUCUACCUGAUCCUGGAGCUGGCCGACGGCGGCGACCUGUACGACCUCAUCCUGCGGCACGAGGGCGGCGUGGGCGAGGCCCGCGCCAAGGUGCACUUCGCCCAGAUCGUGCGCGCCAUCUCCUACUGCCACCGGCUGCACGUGGUGCACCGCGACCUCAAGCCCGAGAACGUGGUCUUCUUCCGCCAGCAGGGCACGGUCAAGCUGACCGACUUCGGCUUCAGCAACCACUUCCAGCCGGGCACCAUGCUGAUGACCAGCUGCGGCUCGCUGGCCUACUCCGCCCCCGAGAUCCUGCUGGGGGAGGAGUACGACGCCCCCGCCGUGGAUAUCUGGUCCCUGGGGGUGAUCCUGUACAUGCUGGUGUGUGGGAAGCCCCCCUUUCAGGAGACCAAUGACAGCGAGACCCUCACCAUGAUCAUGGACUGCCGCUACACCGUGCCCCCCCACGUCUCCGCUGACUGCAAGGAUCUGAUCGCGCGCAUGCUGCAGCGGGACCCCUCCCGCCGGGCGUCGCUGGCGGACAUCGAGGAGCACCCCUGGCUGCAGGGCGUGGACCCCUCGCCCUCCCCCGCCGGGCGCGCCUCCGCCCCCCUCACCUCCCACCACAGCCUCACCCCCGAGGAGCACCAGGCCAUCCUGCAGGCCAUGAGCAGCGGGAACAUCGCCGACCGCGACACCAUCCAGGAGGCGCUGGAGGCUAACCAGUACAACCACAUCACCGCCACCUACUACCUGCUGGGGGAGCGGCUCCUGAGAGAGAAGCAGGAGCAGCAGGGCCAGACGGAGACAGACCAUGCCCCAGUACCCAACCUGCUGCAGAGGCCUGUGUCUGCGCCCCUGGAUCUGGAGGAGGGCGGAAGGCGUGACCCUCUCAGCGGCGCCCCCUGCAGGAGCCGGGAGGAGGAACGGACCUUCCUGUUUGAGCGGCCCUCCAGCGCGCUGACGCUACACCCCGCCCCCCCCAGCGAGCUCACACCCAUGAAGACGGUGUGCGCUCUCCAGCAGAUCUUUGAGGAGGAAGAAGAGGAGGAAGAGGAAGAGGAGAAUACCCAGGUCGACCUCCACCAGCAGGAGCGCAGGCAGGAGGACCCAUACCAGGGAGGGGGCGGGCCUACCGUCAAGGUGGGCGGGCCUAUAGUGGCGGAAGGUCAGGUCAGGGGGGAGGGGCCAGAGCAGGAUGUGAGGGAGGAGGAGGAGGAGACACCUGUGCAGGUGAGAAACCUGGCCGUCGACAAGGCGGAGACUGAAGAGUCAGGUGACGUAGAGAGGGCGGGGUUAGACCAUCAGGUGACUGAAGCAGGUGGGGGUGAGGGAGGAGACCUGCCCCAGACAGAAGGGGCGGAGUCUCUCAAUCCAGCAGAGGCUGUGGAGCCCAUGCCCAGCGCAGAAAGCCCCCAGGCCCCGCCCUCUCCAGGGGGGAGUCCUGGCGGUCACCCGGAGGGGGCGGAGCCUCAGGCUGUAGACGGGGACCCCAAAUCCGUGCAGGAGCACAACAACAACACCCUCCCCAACCCGCUGGAGCGCAGCCAGCCGCCCCCCCCGGCCAGCUCCCCCCGCGGCCUGCCCCGCAACCACUGCGUGGACCUGGGCCCCGACGGGGUGGAGGCGCGCCCGGGGGCCCCCGCUCCCGGCCCCCAGGGACCUCAGGGGCCCGGCCGCUGCGGGGGCAAAGAGGCGGGGCCCGCGGGGGGCGAGGCGGGGCCCGAGCCCGCCGCCCGGGCGGAGAGGGGCGGCGGCCCGAAGAACCGAAACGUGAACCUGCGGGACCGCCUGCUGCAGUUCCCGCUCUGCGAGAAGGCCCUGUCCUUCAACAUCCAGCCCACCUCCAAGGAGAAGCUCCUCCCCUUCGCCCAGUACAACUGCUGCCACGUGCUGUAGACCCCGCCCCCCAGGUCCGCCCGUAGCCUACCACUGUAGCCCUGUACUGUAAGCCCCGCCCCCUAUCCCUUUGACCACACGGUUCUCAUAGUUCUGUGUAUGUGGGGGGAGGGGAGGGGGGGGGAGGGGGGUGAUACAGGACACAAAGAACAGUGUAACCCUUGAACUGGUGGGACCUUUGACCUCCUCCCCCUUGUAUUACCCAGAAUUCCUGCUGCUACAUGUACAGUUGUCCACCUCUUGGUCGGAGUAUGGACGUGCCCGUGCCCUCCUUCCAGCCCUGUGAGACGGGAGGUGUUCCUGGCCUACUGAACGCCACCUGAAUGAAGUGUACUGUAGCUUCUCCCUGCGACGCAGACCCUGUACCAUAGCUUUCCUCGCAAUAUAACCGCCCUGCUGUGGAUAAUCUCACUGUUAGCAUGACUGCUACAGAGUGCAUCUCUAUGACAACGCUCCCCCCCCAGACAGAGAGGGGGAGGGGCUUGUUUCAUUGUGAUGUCACAGAUUGUGAUGUCAUGUGUAGAUUUGAAAACCUGUCAUGUCUUGAGUGUUUUAGCAGGACUUUUAACUUUAGACGAACUUUGCUGAACAAAAAAUGAAACGUUACAAAACUGUAACAGCACAAGGACAGCUACAAAGGAGGGAACAACACAAUAUCGACAACAGCAAUGCAGGACUUGCGGAUUCUGUGUAUUAAAUUUUUAUGUUGAAAACUUGAACAUUAACUCCCCCGAAAGGUUCUAUAGAAGCAUCUAAUUAUUUUAAAAAGGCAAAGAGCGCUUAUAGUUUAUGAAGGUUUAUGAUUGUUUAUGCUAGGGCCGGAGGAGAAAUGUUAUUUCAUCUUCCAAUGUUUGUAUGUGGGUUUUGUCUGAGGUUUUUGUGUGAAUGAGGUGGGUUGUUGUAAGGCUCACAUGGUGAAACGGAGCUGAAAUGGGUAGUUUUACACAGAUUGUAGUAAGAGUUACAUUAUCCAAACAGUUGCAGGCACACGAGGGGCAGUUGCGUAUCCAGGCUGUAUAUAUUUUUAUCGCUGAGCUUCAUUUAACCUGCUGUGCCUGCAAUGAGUGAAGGACCUCUUCAGUUUAUUAGAGACAUUAGAAACCGCUUGGAGACCACUUAGAAACCACUUAGAGACUGCUUAGAAAGCACUUAGAGACUGCUUAGAAACUGUUUUUAGACCACUUAGAGAUUGCUUAGAGACCGCUUAGAGACCAGUUAGAGACUACUUGGAGACUGCUUAGAAACCACUUAGAGACUGCUUAGAAACCGCUUAGAGACCUCUGUAUCUCCUGUAGGCAGCGUAUGCGCUAAAUAUAGUCAUGUGCCAAGUGAUGACGUCACCCAAAAUACCGUCACAUCGCAAAGGGACUCCUGCACAAUCUGUGAAGAGCACCAAUACAAAGAGAGGCAUUUUAAUACUACUGAACGUUUCACUGCGUUUGCUCAGUGUAACUCUUUAUAGAUUAUAUUAUAACAAAUGUUAACGUCCAAAAUUUUUAAUCUGAGAAAUUUAACAUUAUUACGCUACUCCGAAAAUAAGUGUUAGGAAACCCGGUGCAAGGAAUGAACGUUCACUUGUUACUCGUCUUCAGUAUGUUUUAAAAUACAUGUGUUAUUAGUGAAAUGCAGAAGACAUUAUUAUUCAGAUAUAUCUGUCACGACACAGGAUGGAUUGUAUCAGGUGUCACAUGAAAUAAGCUUCCCGUUUUGUUUUUUGUUUCUAUGGUGCAACGGUGACUCGUGUGGCCGCGAAUGAGGACGGGGUGCGAUAGCGACCGUGUGUGGACACGCUAACGUCAGCGGAGGGCACGGGUGCGCUACCCAACGGGCAGAGUUUUCUUUAUUUAAAUGAACAAACAGCACAAUUACCUCAACAGAACUGACACAACCAAAAAAAAAAAGAGAGAGAGAGA
Anguilla anguilla (European eel) is the source of this 4656-nucleotide messenger RNA. RefSeq names its product SNF related kinase b (gene snrkb). Gene Ontology annotation, molecular function: tau-protein kinase activity; ATP binding; protein serine/threonine kinase activity. The coding region runs from base 602 to 2743 and encodes 713 amino acids. Gene Ontology annotation, cellular component: cytoplasm. Gene Ontology annotation, biological process: protein phosphorylation; intracellular signal transduction; microtubule cytoskeleton organization. NCBI's taxonomy places the organism in Eukaryota, Metazoa, Chordata, Actinopteri, Anguilliformes, Anguillidae. The record is from RefSeq and is a predicted model, not a curated record. The transcript has 6 exons.